Molecule: messenger RNA, 1533 nt
Organism: Tetrahymena thermophila SB210
Lineage: Eukaryota; Ciliophora; Oligohymenophorea; Hymenostomatida; Tetrahymenidae
Exons: 1
Source: RefSeq, a predicted model, not a curated record
AUGAUAUUUGUGUAUACUCUAUAAACUCAGUAUAUUUUAGAAAUCUAUUUGAUAGAGAAUUUAAAAUUUAUUAUAAGAGGUUAUGGAUAUGUAUCCUUAUUUUAAAUCGAUUUAUUGAAUAACUAACUUUAAUGGAUACAGGAUAUAAAUACUUUUGCUAAAAAUAUUGAAAUAAUAAAAUCAUUUUCUUCUUUAUAAGAUGAAAUUAACAAUAAUUUUUAUUUAGAUUAGAUUCUAAUUUUCGAUGAAUCAGGCUAUUUUAGAGUUUAUAGUUCAGAUAUGACAUUGAUUUACUUAAUAAAUUAGCUGCCAAUAUCAAAAGUUAGCUCGUUGGGUCGGGUUAUGUAUGAUGAUUAGAUUUAUGUUUUAUCAGGAUAGGAAGGUAUUGUUUUAAUAGACAUCUCAAGUAAUACCUAAACCUUUAUAAAAUCAACAUUUUAUAUUGGUUAAUUAAUAAAAAAAGUAAAUUUAAAUGGGAAAAAAUAUUAUUCCACCUAUGUUUAUGAUAAAUAAUAAUUUUAUGAAUACUUUAUAGACAUCUAAAGAAAUAUUAUUUAAAUUAGUGGAAUAGAUUAUUUUUAUACAGAUAUCUAUAUUUAGUCUCCUUUUACACCAUUAGAAAAUUAAAAAAACUCUUAGAAUACUUCAAUAUAUUACUUUGAAAGCAGUUCUGGUUUACUGCAUUCAGCCUAAAUUUAAAAUAAUAGAUACUCUAAACUUGAUUUAGGUGAUUAUCAAAUUAAUUAUGCAACUUAUAUGAAAAGAAGCGCUAAAUUUGGAAAAUAUUAUAUUUUUAAUUACCAGUCAGUUUACUCCUUUGAUAUAUUCAAUGAUAGCGUUUUAUAAAUUUUUAUCUAAAACGUUUAGUUAAGACAAAUUGAUUUAUUUGAUGAAAUCUUUUUAAUAUGGAAAUCUGAUAAUACAUUUAUUUUUAUAAAUAUCUAAACAGACCAAUAAUAUUUUUUUCAAGAUUUGAAAGUUGUUAUUGGAUAUGUUUAUGAUUAUUAUGAAAAAAAUCUUUAUAUAUAUGGAAGUAGCAUUUAUGUUAUUAAUGCCUAGCUUACUCCUUAGAAAAUUGUAGACGAAAAUGGUGACUAUAUCCAAAUGAAUUGUAAAAGCUUACAAAAAAAAAUAAUAUGUUUAUAUUCCAUACUUUAUAACUAUUAUAUUUUUUUAUAUGAUAAGAUAGAAAAAACUUCUCAAAAAUUUUUAAUUUUAUAUGAUGACUUAUAAUUUAUUACUGAUGAAACAAACCAAAACAUCUUUAUUUACAGUAGGUAUAAUAAAAGCAAAAUCUAUAACUUUGAUGGAAUUUUAAAACAAACAAUUGAAGGAAAUUAAGAAAGAUGCUAUCUUUACUCUAAAAAGUAUUUCUGCUCAUUUUCUUAAUGUAAAAAAAUAAAUUUUAAAAUCAUUUUUAUUAAUUUCUAAAAACAUCAAUUAUGUUAUUAUAUUAAAAUAGCAAUAAGAUAUUUAACUUUUAAAUGUAUUAAAUUAAAUUAAUUUUAAUUUUAUUUUAAAAAUUAGAUAUGA